Messenger RNA from Anopheles arabiensis, 1053 nucleotides. Its product is annotated as endocuticle structural glycoprotein ABD-5-like. The transcript has 3 exons. NCBI's taxonomy places the organism in Eukaryota, Metazoa, Arthropoda, Insecta, Diptera, Culicidae. The record is from RefSeq and is a predicted model, not a curated record. Gene Ontology annotation, molecular function: structural constituent of chitin-based larval cuticle. Gene Ontology annotation, cellular component: chitin-based extracellular matrix. Bases 609 to 971 code for a protein of 120 amino acids.
UUUGUAGCUGGAAGAAUGUGGACAGGGCAAACAAAACAGUUGCUUUUGGCUGGUUUACCAACACAGUGGUGCUUACGAAAACAUUUGCUCCUCGUCGUCCGCUUCGUGGUAGAAGCUCUUCAAAUUUGGAUCAACUCCUUGGGCCGGUGCCCCGCCGACACCGCGCGAAAGCGGAACAGCCAGCCAAAACUCUAUCAAAUCUACAGAGCAAAUUCUCGUUCCAACCUUGCUCGCUGGGAAGAUCUAGUCAAACUGACAGUCCAAAAUGCCGAAAUUAUUUUUAGAAAGAUUCACCCGGUUUUCUUUUUGUCUUUUACCACGACUGAGCGGCCUUGAAGUGGCAUCUUUUCACUGGAGAAUGUGGAUGGAGACAUCAGCAACAUUCAGCGAUGCACCGAAAUGAGGGUUAUUCCCCAGCGAAAUAGUUGAAACACGUUUGAUAAGUAGCUCACCAAUAUUUACAGCAAACGCUUGGCUUAAGUUAUAAGCGCAUGUGUUUGUCUUGGUAUCGCCGGCAAACAUAACCUUGACAGGCAGACAGAUGCUAAAGACCGAAAUGUUUUAGUGUUGAUGUAUCGCUGUUGCAAACAGGACGGACUCAAGCAACGAUGCGUUCCUACAAGUGCAUCCUAGCAACGGUUGCAGUUGCACUGACCGUAACCGCGAUCCUGGCAGCGCCCGUUGGAGAAGAGGAACCUGACAUACUAUACUACGACAACGUGCGUGAUGAUCAAGGAUACUUUUAUUCCUACAAAACGAAGGAUGGGCAGAGCCGCCGGGAGCAGGGAUACAUUGAUCCCGAGUCGGGCAUUUUGCGUGUGACAGGGUCAUACAAGUACAUCGGUACCGACGGUGAAACGUACGAGGUGUACUAUGAGGCGGACGAGAACGGGUAUCGCAUCGUUGGUAAGCCACCGCUGCCAGGCGCUCCCGGCAUCUCCAAUACCGUGUUACUUUCGCUCGUCGGUUAAGGUGUGAAGAAGAUAACCGCUGAAAAUUAUUAAGAAUGUGCUUUAUGUAGAAAUAAACAAGGAAAAUUGAGUGUAGUGUAAA